Molecule: messenger RNA, 5412 nt
Organism: Mytilus trossulus (common blue mussel)
Lineage: Eukaryota; Metazoa; Mollusca; Bivalvia; Mytilida; Mytilidae
Product: uveal autoantigen with coiled-coil domains and ankyrin repeats protein-like
Exons: 11
Coding region: 144-1730 (528 amino acids)
Source: RefSeq, a predicted model, not a curated record
AAACUAAUCAGAUUAAUAUUUUGUACUAAAAUUUCAUUCAAAUGCAUAAUAUUUCCGCUACGUCACUGCGUUUCUAUUGAAUUUCGCUGAAAUUUUUCGCAAGUUGAAGAAGUGGUUACAAAGCAACAGAAAGAUUCAGCAAAAUGUCUAGAAAAGGACAUACAAGAAAUAGCAGUGAGACUCCAAGUCUGCCACAUGUUCAUCAGCCGAAAUAUAAAUGCCACCAUUGCAAUAAAUCUCUCGAUGGCAUGUCCAUAUAUGGCAUGGAAACCUCUGAAACGGUCAGCAUGCAGUCUUCAGCCUCCAAACCUAAAAAAUCAAUUGAAAUCAAGAUGCCACCUGUUAAAAAGACUAAUGAAGAUCCUGAGGCAUUGCCACAUGCACAUACCACAUCUGGUCCUUGUUACUUCUGUAGUGAGCAUAAGGAAGAUUACGAAAAGUUAGAGAGGUACCAGCCAACCUGGAGGGCAAAGAGAUUGCAAGCUGUUAUUGAAGAAACAGAGAAGAAAAACUUAGAAAUAAAAUCAGACUUGAAAAAAUUAGAAGGAACAAAAAAAGAAAAAGAUGCCAAAGUUCUUAUGGAUACAAUCUACAAUCAGCUAGAUGAUCACUUAAAGAUGCACCAACAGACUGAAAAAGAAAUAGAUGACUUAAAAGAAGAAUUAAGGAAAAAACUAGGAAAACCUGCACCAAAAAAAACUAGUGAGGACGACAAAUCUCAACAAAGUAGGCGGCCUAUGGCAUCACCAGAAGAACAAGUAUUAACAUAUGAACUAAAAUCACAGUUACUUAGGAAUGUAGAAAUGCAAAAUCAUCGACUGAAAACAGAGCUAACACUCCACGAGAAAAUGACAGAAGCCAAACUGUUAAACCAGCAAAACAAACGUCUAACAGAUGACAACACAACGUCCAAAACAAACACACUCAGGCUCAUGAAAAUGUUUGAAAAGAAAGCUAAAGAUGCUGAUGCAAAGUUAAAGGAAAUGCAACUAGAAUUGAAUAAAGCUCAACAACUUGCCAGGAAAUACCACCAGAUGUACGACAUGGAAAGACGUAGGAAUGGGCUACCAGAGGGUACAUACAGCACACCAGAACCUGAAUCAGGCACACCAAGACAGAACAACAAUUCAUCAAGCUUCCUGGGACAAAAUGUCAGAGUUAAUGAUGUUAUUAGAAAAAAUGAGGUGCUUGUAGAAGAGAAUGAGAAAUUACACAGAGAAAUAGCUAGGCUCAAACAUGACAAUGCAGGACUGAUAAAGAAAUGUAAACAUGCCAUGUCUGAUAAAGAGAGUGUUGUACAUCGACUAGAUACAAGUGAAGCUAACAGAAGAGAUCUAACAAAGAGAUUAGACAGAGAAAAAACAUCGCACAACAACCUAUCUAGAAGUUUAACAAGACAAGCCUCAGACUGGAUUCUAUUGAAGAAACAGUUAGCUCAAUUUGAUGAAGAAUAUAGAUGGAGCCAGAUCAUGUCAAGAGCCACACGACAAGGUACUCGAAAGGGUAAAAAGACUCCUGCAAACCAUCCACCUCCUCCAGGGAGUUUAAUGAAACGGGAAAAAUCCAUCCUCGGCUCAGAGUGGACAUCUUUAUAUAAACAUAGCCGAGCUGAAUCUAUAGCAAACUGGAGUCGAACUUCUAAACCAACCAGAGAGCAUUCCCUUAUCUCUGAAUACAUUGGAAUCACUAAACCAAAACGAGAAAAAUCCAAACUUUUCCCUCCAAUUUAGUCAGGUUGGUCCAGUAAAUCCUCACGGCGCUGACCAAAGAACUUACUCUCAUCCUGUACCUAGAAAUGUUUACCAACCAAGGAGAAUGUUUUCUCCAGAAAACUAUGCCAACCAAAGCUCGACAGCAUAAAAAUAACUGUGUUCAAAUAAUUGUGUGAUGUGAAAAUCUGUUUUUUUAAGCAUUAAACAAUAGUAUUAUAAAAAGGUAUCAUGGAUUUCAAAUUUUAUAGCAAUUUACAUCAACAAAGAAGUAAUUGUAUGAAACAAAUUAAGCUGUACAGUUAUCUCCCUUGAUUUAUCCUUUUCUAUUUUAAUGGGAGAUAACUCUUAAUUUUUAUUUGUCACCUAAAAUCAAGUUUUUGCAGAUUACUGUUAGUCAAUUUAAUUAUGAAUGAUAAAUGUUUAAACCAAAAAAGUGUUAAAUGGUAGUUAUAAAUAUAGUUCUUGUAUAGUUUGAGCAGUUUCAGAAUUUAAAUCAGCUACAUUUAGGAUAUCUUUAUUAAAAAAAUAAUUAUAAUUCUUUUUAAAUAUUGGCUACCUAUAUUAAUAAGUGCUUUAUAACAAUGCAUAGACAAAGACUGUGAUAAAUAAUUUGUUGUACUGGUUUAAAAUCCGUCCUUUUUAUCAUGUGUUUUUUUUUAGGUAUACAUGUCUUGCUAAUUUUUUCUACACAUAAUUUGUUUACACUACAGGGUACUUGGUGACUUUUAAGGCAAUUAUUUUAAUUGUUUAAAUUUAAGGUGAAUAUUAAAUUGAUUUUGCUUUGAUUAUAAAUACCUAUAAGUGUUGUUGCUUUUCUGACACACAGUUUGGUAUUAGAUUGAAGUUGUACUUUAGUAAAUGUUUUCUCCAUCUUUUUAAUUUCUGGGAGUUUGAAGAAAAUAAUAACAAAAUGAAAUGUCAAAUUUUCCAGGACAGCUUGUUUUUAAAGUUGAUUAUGAUCAUAGUUUCAACAUACUUAGCCAGUUAAUUUAAGUAAAAAAAGGUUUUCAAUGAUCAGACAUUUGUGAAAAUUUGAAAGCAUAACAACCAUGUAAAUUUUUUUUUAAUUGGCAAUAUCUUUAUUGUUACAGUAUAUAAUAAUGUCAAUGUUCCCUGACCAAUAUAGCAGGCAAUGCCCUUUCAUUCAAUGUUUUUGUCCAUAUCUUUACUUUGUAUCUUUGCUUUGAGAAUACUUGAUGAACACGAGAGCAUGUGAAUCGAUUGCAUUGACAUUUGAUAGAUGACAUAUCAUGUUUUUCCUCUCAUGAUUAAAGAUGUCCAGAUAAACUGAUGUUAAUGAAAAAGCAAAGCAAAAACACACGUACACAAAAAACCCACAUACUUAGAGGUUAUGACAUAUUUAGAGGUUAUGACAUGGUUUUUAAAUAUGGGCAAGUGUCCAUACUGACUUGCAAGCCCUAAAUCUUUUUCAGUUUAAAGACAAAAAUAACAAAAAUAAAACCCAUUUGAGUUAGGUCAUUAGUUAUCCAUAUAGAACUUAACAUUUGUUAGGAUAGGAUUUGGGUUUACAGGUAUUCAUGUCUAUAUGGAUAAAAUGUACAUGUAGUUUAAAAAUAAAGUAUCUUAAGAAUUAAUUGUAAUUAUGUUUUAAUAAUUUACUAACAAUACAUUAAACAUGAAGUCACAGUGAAUUUAAUACCAACUUUAAUCCUAAUAAGCUUCUAAAGUUGUAGCUAACUAACCUAUUUUGUUCAGUUAAAUGUGCAAUUAGCAUGUACAAAUCUCAUAUUUACAUCAUAAAAUUUCCACCCACAAAAUGGUAAUUCCUUCAAACCUAGUUUUAGAAAAUUAGGUUAAAUAAAGAGCUUUUAAAAAUGUAAAAAAAAAAAUUAUAAUUUUAAGAAAUUGGAGGUAAGAUGAAUCACAUUUAAUAAGUUAAUGUAAUUGAUAAAGAAUUUAAUUGAUUAAAUGCUGUACAUUUAUAACAUUGGAUAUUUUUUCAGAAAUAAAUAUACAUAAUAUACAAUGUAACAAAAAGGAAAGCUUGACAGACUAGUUCACUUUCUUGUAUAAAAGUGUAAUUUGGUUUCAUUUAAUCCAGUGGUUUUUAAAGAGAAAUAAAUGACCACACCCUCAAUUUUAGUUGCCCUUUCAAAAGUUUUAUAAUGGUCACAAUUGCAAUCUUCUUUAGAUAAUUUUGAAUGUUAUAUGAUGAUUCACUAUGUUUGUUUAUUUAAACAGAGAGUCAUUGCCUUUAUAAUCUGACAAUUUUUAUUCAGUAGAGUUUGUGAUACAAUUUACAUCUAGCACUUGACACAAUCUGGUGCAUGAAUUCUUUUCAGUUUAAUUUCGAUAUAUAUUCGUGAUAAUCAGGAGAUUAGCUUCAUUUUCUCUUAUUUCCCAAGAAAAAACAGUUUGCUUAUAUCUCCCCCGUUGCAUGUUUAUUACUUGUUAUAUAAUGGUCGUAAGCACAGGUUGAGUUUUUUUAGCCUUAUUUUUCAGCUUUCUCUGUUAUCCUAAUAUCUGGAUUGUAACAAGUGUGUAAAUAGUCUUUGUAAACUGAUCAUUACAUGUUAUUCUAGGCAAUGCAUUUUUUAAGCCUUGGAUGUGAUAUUAGAAUGUGUUGUAUUCAUGAUGUCUUUUUUCCCUAAACAUUUGCUCAGCUAGUGAAUAUUUGUAUUUGAUGGCUACAUAUAGAUACAGAACUUUUAAUUUUACAAUACUAUGUAUUAAUUAUUAUUGGUAGGGCACCAAACUUCUUAGAUAUUGUGGGUAGAGUUAGACUACGAAUUUAAAAAAUUUCAAUGAAUCAAUUUUCUAUAGACUUACACAAAUCUAUGAAUUCAAAUACAUGGAUCAAUGAAUACUCAAAUUUUACCUCAAUACAUGAAAAUUGCACACAGAACUAAACCCUCUAAACACUUCUUGUAUACUGAAUCAGAGAUCAGAAUGUAAUGUUAUAUGUUUUGCCAUUCAUUCUGAUGUUAGAUUGAAUAAGUUACUGUUGUUGAUAAUUGCUUGACAUGGUAUUUUUAACAAGUUUGAUGACAUGAAACACAAUUAAAGACAAUAGUAACAUUAGAUAAUUGAUCAAGGAUACAAUCUAUAUUUGAUCAGCUGAUAAACUUAUGAAAGUAAAUUAAUGUUGCUUGUAUAAACAUUAAGUUAUCCAGACCAUGCUGCUGCUGAAAUCAAUCAUUUGGUUUAAUAUACCCUGCUCUAAAGUAGAGGCUUUAUUGCCUAAAUUUGGUCGUUGGCUUGAUUGUGAUGAGUUGUAAUGUGUGAGCACCUUUUGGGAUCUGGGGGACACAAACUUGAAUUAUUAGUUGGGAUAUGCCAGCUAAAAAAAACAUGUACUUCCUUGUUGAGGUAUACAUUACUGUAUAGACACAACAUUAAUUAACUUACUGUCAAAGCAUUUUCUCCUGGCUUAAAAACAGAGAAAUUCAUGGUAACUCAAAUAAGUUUUAUUCCUUACCACUAUAAAACCUAUAAUUGACAAUUUGAGAUAGUUUUAACAGUAUGUAUUGAAUAUGAAUACAUUUCAUAUUGUUUCUUAUUUGCAUACAUAAUGUGUUAUAUUUUGGACCAAAUACUUUAUGAAUGGUCUAUAUUAUUUUUGUUAAUGAUAUUUUUACAUAUGUUAGUUUAUAGUAUGCGAGUCAACCUUUGUUUUUAACAAAAUAUGAUCUGUAUUAUUAUUUGUAUGGGAACACUACAAUAAAAUAUCUUCACUAGA